Saccharomycodes ludwigii is the source of this 768-nucleotide messenger RNA. Its product is annotated as 60S ribosomal protein eL8. The transcript has a single exon. The record is from RefSeq and is a predicted model, not a curated record. Gene Ontology annotation, biological process: ribosome biogenesis. Bases 1 to 768 code for a protein of 255 amino acids. Gene Ontology annotation, cellular component: ribonucleoprotein complex. NCBI's taxonomy places the organism in Eukaryota, Fungi, Ascomycota, Saccharomycetes, Saccharomycodales, Saccharomycodaceae.
AUGGCUCCAUCCAAGAAGGUCGCUCCAGCUCCAUUAGCUAAUAAAGGUAAGAAAGUUAGCAAGAACGCUAACCCAUUGACUAAGUCUACCCCAAGAAACUUUGGUAUUGGUCAAAAUGUUCAACCAAAGAGAAACUUGUCUAGAUAUGUUAAAUGGCCAGAAUAUGUCAGAUUGCAAAGACAAAAGAAGAUCUUGUCCAUUAGAUUGAAGGUUCCACCAGCUAUUGCUCAAUUCCAACACACCUUGGAUAGAAACACUGCUGCUGAAGCUUUCAAGUUGUUCAACAAGUACAGACCAGAAACUGCUGCUGAAAAGAAGGAAAGAUUAACCAAAGAAGCUGCUGCCAUUGCUGAAGGUAAGACCAGAAAGGAAGCUUCUCCAAAACCAUAUGUUGUCAAGUAUGGUUUGAACCAUGUUGUUUCCUUGAUUGAAAACAAGAAGGCUAAAUUAGUUUUAAUUGCCAAUGAUGUUGACCCAAUUGAAUUAGUUAUUUUCUUGCCAGCUUUGUGUAAGAAGUUGGGUGUUCCAUAUGCCAUCAUCAAGGGUAAGGCCAGAUUAGGUACUUUGGUUAACCAAAAGACUUCUGCUGUUGCCGCCUUGACCGAAGUUAAGGCUGAAGAUGAAGCUGCUUUAUCUAAGUUGAUCACCACUGUUAAUGCUAACUUUGUUGAGAAAUACGAAGAAAACAGAAAGCACUGGGGUGGUGGUGUCUUAGGUUCUAAGGCUCAAGGCAAAUCCGCCAAGAGAGCUAAGGCUGCAUCUGCUUAA